Messenger RNA from Talaromyces atroroseus, 933 nucleotides. RefSeq lists its product as hypothetical. The record is from RefSeq and is a predicted model, not a curated record. Bases 1 to 933 code for a protein of 310 amino acids. The transcript is spliced from 7 exons. NCBI's taxonomy places the organism in Eukaryota, Fungi, Ascomycota, Eurotiomycetes, Eurotiales, Trichocomaceae.
AUGAGUCACAAGGGCCACAGUCAUGGAAGCUCGUUUCGUUUUUCUCCUGGUUACGGAGUCUCGGAGCAUUCGCCAUAUCAGUACGCAAACAACUUUGAGCAUGGCGAUGAGGAUUAUAGCUACGGCGAUAGUGACCCUUCUCAACCCCAAACACCGCAAAAUCCAUCACCUCCCAAUCCGCCAACAAGAGAACCUUGGGGAUAUGAAAGCGGCUACAGUCCUCCAUUGAACCAGCAAAGUGUGAUAUCUGCUCACGAGACAUUGCCAUCGCAUGACUCGAAUUGGUAUCAGCAAAGUAGCCACAAUGCAUAUCCAUCGCCGGAGACACCAUCGCGAAAUGGUCAAAAUCCCAGGCGCCAAAGUCGCUCUCCAUAUGGAGGAAUAGUUAGGCGAGGGGACUUUUUCACACCGGGCAGGAUUUUCGUUGUCCGCUGGUUCGAAACUGCCGCACCCAAUGCUGCCAAUGCAAGUGGCCGCAGUGAAUUAAUUCGAGGCAGUUACGGUCAGAUGGCAUAUGGCUCCUGGCGUCGGAUGGCUGUAAUCAGGACUUUUCCAGGGCAGAAUAGUUCCACUUGCGUGAGUACAAGAGAGCUAAUCGUCCCUUUCCCACCACAUAGAGGUAUAUAUACCUACGGUGCACGUGGAUUAGCGAAACGAGGGCUGGACCUCAAGCAUCAUGCAAUCCUGUUCGAUGAGAGCGUGGGACAGCCUUAUACGGAACCAAACGAACCGGAACUUCAGCGUCCAGCACUCGCUGUCAGCAUAGAUUCACCUGAAGAGAGGCUAGACCCGAUGUCGCGCAUCAAUUUCGGAAAACUUCAUACGGUUGAACAUAAUGUCGAAGUGCGGAAUGUUGGCUGCAUUUCUGUCUCGUCUAUGGCAUACUUUAAUGCCUACGUAAACGAGGUAUUGCUUGGUUAUAAUGACAAUUGA